CUUUCCACAUCCCCCCAGGCUACAAAUACCGGUCAAAUUCCAGCACUCUUCAUCCAUCUCGAGCCACCUACUAGCUAGUCAUGGCAUCCUCCAAGAGCAGCCUUGCAAUGUUCGCACUGGUCAUAGUCAUGGCCGUGGUGGCCGGCGUCUCGGCGCAGAACACCCCGCAGGACUUUGUCAACCUGCACAACCGCGCCCGCGCGGCGGACGGCGUCGGCCCUGUGACGUGGGACAACAGCGUGGCCAGGUUCGCGCAGGACUACGCGAACAAGCGCGCCGCCGACUGCCGGCUGCAGCACUCCGGCGGGCCGUUCGGCGAGAACAUCUUCUGGGGGUCCGGGCAGUCGUGGACGGCCGCGAACGCCGUGAAGUCGUGGGUGGACGAGAAGCGGAACUACCACCUCAACAGCAACACCUGCGAUGCCGGCAAGGUGUGCGGGCACUACACGCAGGUGGUGUGGCGCAAGUCGACCCGCAUCGGCUGCGCGCGCGUGGUCUGCGCCGGGAACCGGGGCGUCUUCAUCACCUGCAACUACAACCCUCCGGGCAACUUCAACGGCGAGCGCCCGUUCCUCACCCUUGACGCCGAAGCCAAGUAGUACAUACGUGCGUGUGUGUUUUUUUUGCGGGUGACGUGCGUGUGUUUAUCUGUGUGUAUUUUGAAUAUUUACGUCUAUUCUUAUGUUACGUACAGUACGUACGUAAAUAAGCCCACAUUCCGGCCUGCAUGUAUCCAUGCGGCUCUGUGGAGCGUGUAAAUGUAACCAUAUAUACCUCCACAUGCAAAUGUCUUUCCUUU
Molecule: messenger RNA, 799 nt
Organism: Aegilops tauschii subsp. strangulata
Lineage: Eukaryota; Viridiplantae; Streptophyta; Magnoliopsida; Poales; Poaceae
Product: pathogenesis-related protein PRB1-2
Cellular component (GO): extracellular region
Source: RefSeq, a predicted model, not a curated record